AUGGCCACCUCGAGGCAUGUGCCCUCCACGUCCGGGCGUCUGCACAAACGCUCUCGCUCCGCCUCAUCGCAGAGGAGUGCCCUGAGUCCGGUGCCUGAUAUGGGCAGCUUCUCCUUCAGUCGCACCGAGACGCCCCAGGUCAUCGAGGAAGCCGCCUGGACGGAGCAGCCACAACGUCCAAUGCCGUCUGCCAUGCCCACCCAGAAGAUCAAGCCCUUCCUGCGCCAGAAGCUCUCCCACAGAGAGAGCAGCGGCCUGGACCUCUCACGACCGGCUGCAGAGAACGACCUUGCUGGCCUCGGCAUCUCCGAGUACGAUGGCUAUUCACCCUCCAUCACCGAUGUCACCUUCACCUCUGUCAACGGCCGCAAUCGCCACGCCCGCUCCACGUCCAACACGUCGCAGUUCUCCACUUCCUCGGGCGGUCUGACGCGACCAACACCUUUGCCCCCAAUCCGCCAGGCACCCCAACCCUACUCACCGCCCAUGCCCAGGUCCUCCCCGCCCUCGGUGCUGGAAAGUGAGUACGAGAACGGCGACAUCAUGUCCGAUGACGAGCUUCGUUCGAGGCAAAAUGCGUUUGAUCCCUCUCGUCGAUCCGGUUCCAUCUCCUCAUCUACCCAGGGUGCACCCCUGCGCCUUCAUUCCAACAACUCGUCCACACGACUCGCUGGCAGCUACUCGCAAUCCUCGGUAUCCUUGACAUCGCCUGUAGGGAUCGCACGGUCAAGGGGAGACACGUUGAAGUCUAUCGACACCACCACGUCUCCAAGUUCACGCACGUCCUUUGAUCGAACCUACAAAUUCAUUAGUGGCGGUCGUGAUUCGCCCAUCGAUGCUGCCUCCCGAGCUGCCUCCAUUCGAGCGGCGCGACAGAAGUUUGAGGAAGAGCAGCGAGCCAAAGAGCGCAAAUAUGAAAAGGAAGCGUACAAGCAGCUGGAACGCGACCAUCGCAAGCAAUUGAAGAAAGAGGACCAUCAGAGACGUCAGUCCGAAACGCACGAUCGAGCUGAUUACAUGCGCUCCCGCACUAUUUCCGACCCCGAGAACGAAAAGGUCUCGCGACCCUCUAUCAGCGGUCGGCCCUCGGUAGGUGGCCGUCAGUACUCCGACCACCGCGAGGCCCACAGCAACUCUCUGCCCAAGUAUGUGACGACCAUUGACCCCGAGAAGCAGACGGGUCUGGUGCCCGAGGUCACUAGGAGCCGCGCCGUCAAGGGAAGAUGGCUGAGGUUCGUCACUUGGCUCAAGACGAGGCUGCUACGUCUGUCGGGGGGCUGA
Molecule: messenger RNA, 1281 nt
Organism: Plenodomus lingam JN3
Lineage: Eukaryota; Fungi; Ascomycota; Dothideomycetes; Pleosporales; Leptosphaeriaceae
Source: RefSeq, a predicted model, not a curated record